Schistosoma guineensis is the source of this 3886-nucleotide messenger RNA. Lineage: Eukaryota; Metazoa; Platyhelminthes; Trematoda; Strigeidida; Schistosomatidae. The record is from the annotation of a GenBank genome assembly.
AAGACCUGUUAUGUUACACGUGAUUGGUCAGUACUUAAAUUAUAGUCUCGUCGUAAUUCCAAUAUCUCGAUUCUGAGGAAAUUUUGGGGGGUUUUGUGCUAUUUCCUCAAGAUUUUUUGAGCGGCUCCCCUAAAACGCCAGUUUUCUCAUAAAUACGGCGUGUUCUGGUGACAAGGUUAAAUAGGUUGCGUGAGUUUUGCGGAGUUGUAUAUUAAAGUUCUUAUGAUGCCAUUUAAAGUUAUUUUACAGCAUGUGGUGUUGAGUCUUUGGUAUUUCGUUCGUUUUCUAUUUUGCGUUAUAUAUCCGCCACAUGUAAGUCAGUUUUUACAUUGAAUAGAGGGAGUUCGCUUGGCAGUUAACUGCCAACCUACUGUUAAGAUCCACCUAAACCUAGUAGGAUUGUACUUCGAGUUGGUAGGAGGAUUUAUUUUACGUCUCAUGGACCACCUCCAUAGUCACGUUUGUUUUAAAGGAAAGAUUUGUCUCCUUACAUAACAUCUUAUGUACAUCAUGCAUAUACUUCUUUAUCAAGGCAUUCAUCUCUGUAGAUAUGAUUGUUAGUAUAUCCAAAUAGCCAAGGAAUAUUUUAUGUACGAUAAACUGAAGAUAGUUUCAGUAUUUCUGUAGGAAUACUUUACUACAAUACAUCUUUACAAUAAAUAAAGCUUGCAAUUUUUGUUAUAAGUUUGCGCUCAAACAGGUUGAUGUGAUAUUUACGUAUGACAAGUAGCAUUCAGCCUUUGCCUGAGAAAUUAUAAUUCCCAACUUCACAUUAAAUUCACUGUAUGCAUGAAAAAGACCCUAUUUUCUGAAGGCUAAUCUCAGUACGAAUAUUCACUAAACGUCAAAAAGUUUAAUUUGUCAGAUCGUUCAAAUGUUCUGUCUAAGAGUUAGUGGAUUGUAUACCAAUGUUGUCCGCUGAAUUCUGUAUUUAGUUGGUCAAGCCUUUCUCAGUCUCAUUGAGUACACUUAAAUUAAUAACCUAGUUUCACAGUUGUUUAACAAAGUAAUUAUGAACAGUUAUUCACUGAUUGUCUUUGCCUAUAGCUUUAUUUUUUUCUUCAUAUCCUAUCCUUUAUAGGGCACUUUGUUUGUCACAUGUUUUAAAUAAUUAACAUGAAGUUCUGUUAAUUCCUCAGAUAACAUAGCCAAUUUACAUUUUGAUAAAAUGAUAUUCUACCAGAAAAUUGGUGGUGAAAGCUAUUUCAUUGAUAGUGUUACACACAACAGCUUUAUGUUAUUCAUCAUCUUACGUGAAUAUAUCUGUUCAUUAAUGAUGUCAGAUAACUCUGAGGACCAAAUACAGUAUAGUAAUUCAAAAGAUACAAUCAAUUUGUAUAUGCUAAUGUAUGAAAUGUUGAAGGUUAGUUGAUUGUUAUUUUAAUAGGCUUCUUUUGAGGAAAAUAUUGGUAAUCCAUUUGACAUAUUGAAAUGCAAUUCGCAAAGUGCACGUAUUCCUGCGUAUUUAAAACCAUUGAUUCGAGGCCGAAUUGAAAGACUACGCAAUUACUACGAGGCUGUUGCGUACACAAAUUUGUCAACAUUUAAAAAUUUAAUCUUUGCAAAAUCAUUGAAUGUUGGCAAUGAAAUUGAUGACGAUGACGAUGAAGAUAGUGGUGAUGGCGGAGGUGAUGUUAGUCAAAAUAGUAAUAGAAGAAGAUUUCUUUUGACUAAAGACAGCGUUUUCGGUUUAUUUAUAAGAAAAUUUUCACUUGGAAUUUAUUCUCAAAGUUUUGAAAAAAUAAUACAAUUCCUUGAUUCAUUCUUUGAUGCCUAUGAUAAUGAAAUGUGUUCUAUAUCAAAUCUUGAUACUGAAGAUUUAAUUGUACAAAAGUUUGCUCAUUCAUUCACUAGAGAUCAAUAUUUAAUAUCAACUCGUAAUCAAGCUUUAGAUGUUUGUUCAGAAAUUAUUGAUUCUAUUGGAAAAAUUGGUGGACGUCCUAAUCUUAAUCUACAAAAAUACAAUGAACUUUUAUUGUUAGCUAAAAAAAUGUAUCCUGAAGUAUCAUAUACGCAUUAUGCCUCACAUGUAUAUGCUUUGCAUAAACGAAAUCUUACGAUGGCUGAGAACGAAUUACAUGCAUACUUUGAAACAUGUAUGGCAUCGGUACAAAAUCCAGAAAUAUCAUUAACAACGUCAACAUUUUCUGGAACUGGCACAGUAUCGACAACUACAACGACAACAGCAGGACAAGGAACAAUCACAUCAUCAGUGUUAACUCCACCUAUCAAUUCUAGUAAUACUUGUGCUCAUAUGGCAGUGACUGGUGCUGCAAUGCAUUUAAAUUUCGGUCAUUGGUAUAAAGGAAAAUGUUUGAUUAAGGAAGCACUUCAAAAAUCGCUAGAAAGUGAAUCUAAAGAUUCACUUGGUCAUGUUAAAGUCACACAUACUUUAUUGAAUUCAAGUACUGAUCCAUUUCGUUAUGAUAAUGAAGUACCUAUGAAACAAUCAUUUAAAUCAAAUGAUGUUAUAUUAACUGAAUUUCGUACAAAAUUUUGGAAUACAUUAGAUAUAGGAUCAGAACCAUAUAAACUAUUAACUGUUUACUUCAAUUCAGUUAAUACUAUAUCUCAAGCAUAUUUUACUGUUUGUCAAUUGGAUUUAGCUACAAUGUGGCAAUUUUAUGGUUAUCCAAAUAUGGCCACUGUAUUGAUGCAGUGUAUAAUUAAUGCAGAUUGUUUAGAGCCAUGUCCUUAUUCCGAUACUGUAUUAGCUAAUGCUUUUGCAAACAUUAUAAAAGAGUUUAAUUCUAUGGGAUCAAUUGAGACAGCAUUAAAAUUAUCUAAAAUAUGUCGAUCUAUAUUGUGUCGUUUUCCAAACCAAUCACCUUUGCUACAAGCUAGCAUGGAAGUUGAACUGGAGCAACAUCUAAGAUCUGGUUAUGAUUUAGCUCAAUGCGAUCGUUUGGUUAAUUCAAUAAAACUUUAUUGUCCAUGGGAAGCUGCUAUAAGGCAAGCUGAAGUUGAACAAAAACGUGGCAAUGUAUCUUAUACACAUGAUAUUCUACGUUAUAUUAUUGAUAGUGUCAUUGCAAGACGUGAUCAUGACUGUGGACUAUUACAACAAUCGGCAAAUAAUAAUAAUAAGUUAUUACAUUCAAAUGAAUUAUGGAGUCAAACAAAACCAUUUUCCCAUAUAAUAUUGCCUACAUUUCCUGAGCAUACACCUGUUGGUGGAUUAUGUAAAUUAGCAUUGAUUGAGUUACGUGCACAUUUGGCUUUAAUUGAAUUGUUGAUUACAUUGAAGCUUUAUGUAUAUGCUUUCAACGAGAUUGAUAUCACAUUGAAAUUAUGUCAACAUUAUCGAUUAAGUUUAGGUAUUGAAAUGAUUAAAUUAUUACAAUGUGCUAUUCAUUUAUCCAUGAAUAACAAUAUGCUAAUGAAUACUAAUCCUACUAAUGAUCUUCAUGAUAACAAGAAGACUAAAAUUGAUCAUAUCGAUGUUGAUCCAACCUCUUUAUGGAUUAAUGGAUUGAAACAAACAAAUUCCAAUGUCAUAUUUGAAUUGAAUAAUAGUUUAGAAGAGAUAUUACAUCGUACAGAUCAAUUAACAAAAUAUCGUUGUCAAGUAUUUUUGAGUCGUACACGACUAUUAAUUGAUAUCAAUGAGAAUAAUCAUUCAUUCAUUCAAAUGCAUAUGUCAGAACUCUUAAAAGCGCUCAACUAUUAUCGACAAUUGGACGAUAGAAAACGUAUACUUGAUAUUCUAGUAUUAACGGCAGCAGCAUUGAACUCAGUCAAUGAAUAUGUGAAACGAAAUGAAGUGUCCAAAUCAUUUCACAUAUUACGUGAACAUUUUGGUUUUAAAAGUUUACCUUCAAAACGUUUUAUUGUUGAUAUUUUAUAAACAAGAUGCAUUUCCAUAAAUAAAUGUUGAAUAUUUUUU